CUUCUUCUCACAUAAAACUGCAACUUUCUUUCUUACUUACCUGAGUUUCUUUGCUAGAAUUCAGUGUCUUCUUUUCAUCUGACUCUGUAAGCUACGAAGCGAUUGAAAUUCCAUAAUCAUCUUCAAAGAAGCACAGUGUAAGAUUUUGCUCUGAAAUGGAUUAUGAACCACCAUUCCUUGAGACCUACAAGAGCCUUGUGCAGAAACACCUAGGGGAUUCAAGGAAUAAUAAUGACUACUGCAGCUCUACAGUAGAGAGAUGUGAUAUACCUUUGAUCGACCUUGGGAGGUUAAGUGUUGAGAGAGAGGAAUGCAUGAGAGAAAUUGCAGAAGCUGCAAGAGAAUGGGGUUUCUUUCAAGUUGUGAAUCAUGGUAUUCCACAGGAGCUGCUCAAGAGCAUGCAGAUUGACCAAAAGAAAGUGUUCUAUCAACCUUUUGUGAACAAGUCAACACAGCAAGCUAUUUUCUCUACCUUAUCUGCCAAAGCUUAUAGGUGGGGGAAUCCAUUUGCCACCAAUCUCAGACAACUGUCAUGGUCAGAAGCCCUUCACUUUUAUGUCACUGACAUCUCAAAGAUGGACCAACAUGAAACUCUCAGAUCAAACCUUGAAGGUUUUGCAACAAGCAUGUUCUCCCUUGCACAGAGCUUGUCUGAAAUACUAGCCUGCAAAUUGAAUGCGAAAUCGAACUAUUUUCGAGAGCAUUGCUGGCCAAAGAGUUCAUUCAUUCGAUUGAAUAGAUAUCCUCCAUGCCCUAUAUCAAAGAUGCAUGGCUUGAUACCUCACUGUGACACUAGUUUUCUCACCAUCGUACAUCAAGACCAUGUUGGGGGAUUGCAAUUGAUGAAAGAUGGAAAAUGGGUUGCUGUUAAGCCUAAUCCACAUGCUCUGGUCGUUAACAUUGGUGACUUGUUUCAGGCCUGGAGCAAUGGUGUUUAUAAAAGCAUAAAACACAGAGUAGUUGCUGCAGAGAGUGCUGAGAGGUUUUCUAUGGCAUUUUUCUAUUGUCCCUUGGAGGAAGCAGUUAUAAAAAGCCACAUGAGGCCAACUGUGUACAGAAAAUUCACUUUUAAGGAGUAUAAAGAACAGACUGAGAAAGAUAUUAAGCAAACUGGGGGAAAAGUGGGGCUCUCCAGAUUUCUUCUGUAG
Molecule: messenger RNA, 1148 nt
Organism: Vigna angularis (adzuki bean)
Lineage: Eukaryota; Viridiplantae; Streptophyta; Magnoliopsida; Fabales; Fabaceae
Product: gibberellin 2-beta-dioxygenase 8
Exons: 4
Coding region: 156-1148 (330 amino acids)
Source: RefSeq, a predicted model, not a curated record